Messenger RNA from Fomitiporia mediterranea MF3/22, 1965 nucleotides. RefSeq names its product GMC oxidoreductase. NCBI's taxonomy places the organism in Eukaryota, Fungi, Basidiomycota, Agaricomycetes, Hymenochaetales, Hymenochaetaceae. The coding region runs from base 1 to 1965 and encodes 654 amino acids. The record is from RefSeq and is a predicted model, not a curated record. Gene Ontology annotation, molecular function: oxidoreductase activity, acting on CH-OH group of donors; flavin adenine dinucleotide binding. The transcript has 17 exons.
AUGAGCGCAGCUAUUCAAGACGUUUCUGGAAAGACUUUCGACUAUGUCAUCAUUGGAGGAGGAACUGCGGGCCUUACAAUUGCAGCUCGUCUGACCGAGGACUCAAAUAUUUCAGUCUUAGUGCUCGAAGCCGGGCUCGAGCGGAUUGGAGAUCCAAAUAUCGGUAAAGCUAUCGCGUCGCCGUUCAAUAUUUACUUCUCAUUCCUCAUUUUCGGUAUGCAUGCCUUAGACAUUCCCGCUCAGUAUGGGAUACAUUUCGGAGAUCCACGUUAUGCUUGGGACUUUACAACCGUCCCUCAAGUACAUGCAAAUAAUCAUUCAAUUGCAUGGCCUCGUGGAAAAGUACUUGGUGGAAGUUCUGCCAUCAACUUCUUUGUCUGGAACAAACCACCUGCAGCAGACAUAGAUGCCUGGGAAGCACUAGGAAACCCUGGUUGGAACUGGAGUCGAUAUAACGAGUAUUCGAAGAAGUGCGAAGGGUUCUCAGUUCCAGACGAAGAACUAUCAAAGAAAUACAGGCAGGAAUACAAAGUCGAUUCGUAUGGCUCUUCAGGACCUAUUAAAAUAACUUUCCCUUCUGUCGUGGCUGAGCCCGAGAUUCCGUUCCAUCAGGCAUUGCUCAACGCAGGUAUCAAAGUUGCAAAAGAUCCGAACAAUGGUGAUGUAUGCGUACCACGUCCACUCCGCCCCCGGCAUAAGUUGACUAUAUUCAUUAUGCAGCCAAUCGGAACGUGGAUGGCUCCGUGCAAUCUUGACCCCAAGUCACAUACUCGGAGCUAUGCAGCAACUGCAUUCUAUCGUCCUAAUGCAGAAAGGCCUAAUCUGCGAGUCCUUUGCGAUGCUCUAGUUCACCACAUUGUCACGGAUAGGAAAAGCCAUAAAGAUGUGUCAGACAAUCUAGUUAAAGCAUGUGCUGUUGAGUUCGAGUACGAAGGAAACGCACAUUCUGUUUCUGUCGCGAGGGAGGUUAUUGUAAGCGCUGGUGCCUUGAAAUCGCCUCAAAUCUUGGAGUUGUCCGGAAUCGGAAACAAAAACAUUUUGGACCACCUCGGAAUAGAGUCAAAAAUUAAUCUUCCGGGAGUCGGUGAAAACAUGCAGGAACACUUUUAUAGUGGAGUAAUCUUCGAGUUGGACCCGAAAUACGGCUUUGAGACCCUUGACUCGUUCACCGAUGCAGCGUACAAGGAGGCACAGCUUUCCCUUCAUGCAAAAGGACAGGGCGCAUAUAGAACGAGUAUUUCCAGCAUCACAUUUCUCCCACUUUCAGCUAUUUCAUCUACCGAGAAAGCUCGCGAAAUCAUCACCAGAGAACGCGAGUGCAUUAAGAUUAAAAAGGAGAAGGGCUCCUUACUUCCGGGACUCUACGAGCAGUACGAAAAGCUAUUUGACUUCUUUGAGAAUGGUCCUGGGGGAGAAAGUGAAAUUGUUUGCUUUCCAGGAUGGUUUGGGAAAGGAUCACCCGAGCCGGGAAAGAAGUACAUUACUAUUCUACUGAAUUUGAAUCGCCCAUUCAGCCGUGGGACGAUUCACGUUACGUCUAAGGAUCCCCACGCUCAGCCCGAGAUGGAUCCUCAUUACUUUGAAGAACCCAUUGAUCUCGAACUUUUAGCUGAAACUCUCAAAUUUAUUCGUAAAAUUGCUGAAGUCGAACCCUUUAAGGACAUUAUUGUACGCGAAGUUGCUCCAGGCUCCUCAGUCGAUGGUGACGGAGCUAUCCAGGAAUAUAUCAAGGAUAACAUUGGAACAACGUUUCACACUGCGGGCACACUAAGCAUGCUCCCACGCUCUCUAAAUGGCGUGGUUGACGCGAAUUUACGAGUCUACGGUACACAGAACAUACGUAUCGCGGAUCUAAGCAUUGUGCCGUUGCAUGUUGCAGCACAUACACAAAGCACAGCUUACACGAUUGGUGAGCAAGCUGCGGACAUUAUCCGCGGACGCAUUUCCGAAGUCAGAAACACAUGA